AUGAAGGCAACGUGUCUUGCGAUCCUAUCGGUUCUUCCUGGUCUUGCUUUUGCAGCAAGCAACCCGAACGUGCAGGUGGACGGGAGCACUUGCAGGGUUGUGCCCCUCGGUGGUGGUCAAGACGACGGACCCAACAUUCUGGAUGCUUUCUCGACGUGCUCUUCAGGCGCAACUGUAGUUCUUGACAGCUACUACGUCGUUAACACUGUCCUUAUCACCACCGGGCUGCAAGAUGUCAGCGUUGAAUUGAGCGGGACAGUGCAGUACACUCCGAACAUCGCCUAUUGGUCGCCGAACUCGCUCUAUCUGACCUUCCAGAAUGCCACGACCUACUGGUUCUUCUCUGGAGAUAACCUUCACCUGUAUGGAGGUGGCACGAUUGAUGGAAAUGGUCAGGUGUGGUGGGACUAUCCCAAUAAGACGGUCGGUACGGCGGGCGGAUCUUCGACCACGUUUGCUCGCCCCGUUCCUCUCACUGUUGGAAACGCCACCAAUGUCGUCGUUGAGAACAUCACUCAGAUUGGCUCUCCUUUCUGGAACAACUUCGUGUACCAAUCGCAGAACGUCACCUACCGUAACAUCCACAUCAACACCACUUCGUACUCUUCAAACGCUGCAGCUAACUCAGAUGGAUGGGACAUAUACCGCUCGUCCUAUGUCACGAUCGAGGAUUCGACCAUUAACAACGACGACGAUUGUGUCGCCCUCAAACCUAAUUCUACCGAUAUUAUCGUGCAGAAUGUCUACUGCAAUGGAUCGCAUGGCAUUUCCGUCGGAAGCCUAGGCCAGUACGCAGGCGUGACCGAUAUCGUCGCAAACUUUUUCGUCAAUAACGUCAGCAUGAAUAACGCCGAGAACGGUGCUCGCAUCAAGGCGUUCGGCGGUAACCCCGACCCGAACUCGACUGCGGGGGGCGGUCUUGGUUAUGUGAAGAACGUUACGUUCCAGAACCUGCAGGUUUACAAUGUUGACUACCCGAUUUACCUGGACCAGUGCUACGAUACGUCUGCGAGCAUGUGUGCCGAGUAUCCGAGUAACAUGACCAUUUCGGACAUUCAUUAUAUCAACAUCACCGGGAUAUCCUCGGGCAACGAGGGCAGCGUCGUGGCCUUCCUCGAGUGUUCCACGGAGUGCGAAGAUAUCACAGCUACAGGCACGAAUCUGACGAGCCCUUCUGGCAACGCGACCUACCUUUGCCAGAACAUUGCAACUGAGUCGCAGCUCGACUUUGGCUGCCGCGCCCCCUCGAGCAGUAGCUCUUAGAGUUUGUCGUAUCUCUGAUAGUAGGACUUUGUUGACUCGAAUUCUAGUACUCUGAG
Coniophora puteana RWD-64-598 SS2 is the source of this 1319-nucleotide messenger RNA. RefSeq lists its product as uncharacterized. Gene Ontology annotation, biological process: carbohydrate metabolic process. Gene Ontology annotation, molecular function: polygalacturonase activity. The transcript is spliced from 10 exons. Lineage: Eukaryota; Fungi; Basidiomycota; Agaricomycetes; Boletales; Coniophoraceae. The coding region runs from base 1 to 1263 and encodes 420 amino acids. The record is from RefSeq and is a predicted model, not a curated record.